UAUUACCGAUAACCGUUUUUGCUCUCUAACUAGUACGAGAUGACAUUUACAAAUUGAAACAGCUGUUAGGAAACUCUUAAUUUGCUUACGAUUUUCUCAGGACAUAAAUUUUAGUAAAACUAUACAGUGACUUUAAUAAAACAUGGAGCAGCAAUUAGAAAAGGCCCUUAAUGAGUUUGCCUCCCAGCCGGACACAGUGGGUGUGUUGCUGGCCAAUCGUCAAGGUCUUUGUCUUGGAGCAAAAGGUCAAAUUAAUCCUAAUGUAUCUGGUAUUGGUAUGGCUAUCUCGGAACAAGUGUGCAAACUGGAACCCAAUUUGAAUCCACCGACUAUCUGUCUGUACAGUGGGAACAAGCGUUGCAUCAUCAAAAAGGAUGGAGAACUGACCGGUGUUAUUUAUAAGCAAAAACAUAAUUGAAUAGAGCUCCAAAGUACCCGUGCUGUGCCCUUUUUAUAUAACUACAUAUAUAUAGGUAUAAAUAAACUAAAAUAUUUUUAAGAGCAUGUGUAAUUAGCAUAAACUUCUUUUGUAAUUAAAACUCUUAGCGAAGUAUGUAUGUAUAUACAAUAUAGCUUACGAAAUCAGUUCAAAACUUUUUUGUUUAAUAUUAAUAAGGUUCUGAAAUUAGUGUUUUUAGAACUAGCUACAAAUAUAAACAUACUUUUCAAAUUUCGCAAA
Bactrocera oleae (olive fruit fly) is the source of this 679-nucleotide messenger RNA. It is a transcript of the gene Lamtor5, whose product is annotated as Late endosomal/lysosomal adaptor, MAPK and MTOR activator 5. Gene Ontology annotation, cellular component: lysosome; cytoplasm; Ragulator complex. Lineage: Eukaryota; Metazoa; Arthropoda; Insecta; Diptera; Tephritidae. Gene Ontology annotation, biological process: positive regulation of TORC1 signaling; cellular response to amino acid stimulus. Gene Ontology annotation, molecular function: guanyl-nucleotide exchange factor activity. The record is from RefSeq and is a predicted model, not a curated record.